This is a messenger RNA of Vombatus ursinus (common wombat), 4713 nucleotides long. RefSeq lists its product as uncharacterized. NCBI's taxonomy places the organism in Eukaryota, Metazoa, Chordata, Mammalia, Diprotodontia, Vombatidae. The record is from RefSeq and is a predicted model, not a curated record. Gene Ontology annotation, biological process: DNA integration; proteolysis; virion assembly. Gene Ontology annotation, molecular function: nucleic acid binding; RNA-DNA hybrid ribonuclease activity; aspartic-type endopeptidase activity.
AUGGGACAAGGACCCUCGAGCCCUAAGCCAGGCUCCCCUCUCUUUAUUGUCUUACGGGACUUCAAACAAUAUCGGCGUAUAGCAGAAGGUUACGGGUUUCAGGUUACUAAAAAGAAAUUAGCUCUCCUUUGCCAACAGGAAUGGCCCACCUUCGAGGUAGGCUGGCCCCCAGGGGGUACGUUUGACGUCUCGGUGGCCGGCCGGGUCAGGGGAAUUGUCUAUGGUAUACCUGGCCACCCCGAUCAGGUCCCCUAUAUCACCGCCUGGAUUGAUUUCAAACCCCCUUCGGGACCACUACAGGUCCAGGCCCUUUCAAAACUAAGACCAGGAACGGAAUCAAAGACGACCUUUAGCCGCAAGCCUCCCGAAAGUCCUAAGGUCGUCACACAGCUUUCUCCUGUCUUACCACCCCCUGAUUCUGACCCCUUAGAUCCAGCUGAGUACUCCCAGUCCCAGGUUUCAGAUCCACCCCCGUACCCAACCUCAGGGUCUCUGAGCCCCUCAGCCCCUCCUCUGAUAAGUCCACCCCAUACUCGAGCAGAGACUGUCUUUUAUACUCAUCAGCCCACCUGGGAUGACCGCCAGCAGCUCCUCCGGGUUCUUUUCGCAACCGAGGAGCGUGACAGGAUUCUUUUAGAAGCCAGGAAGGGAGUUCUGGACCCAGAUGGACAUCCCUCUACUGACCUGGGGUGCCACAACCACAUCUUCCCCGAGAACCGGCCCGACUGGGACCCCAACACUGAUCGCGGUAGGGAAGCACUGGACAGGUAUCACCAGUUGUUGCUGGGAGGGUUACGGGCAGCAGCACGGAAGCCAACUAAUAUGUCCAAAGUCAGUGAGGUUAGACAGGGCAAGAAUGAGUCCCCAGCUGCAUACUUAGAGCGCCUCUACGAGGCAUAUCGAACCUACACCCCUAUCGACCCAGAGGAUCCCAAUAACCGGAGAGCCAUCGUAAUUGAUUUCGUAGCCAAUUCAGCUCCUGACAUCCGUCGGAAGCUACAGAAACUUGAAGGUUUUGAGGGUAAAAAUCUGACUGAACUCAUGGAAGUGGCCAAGCGGGUGGUUGACUAUCGUGAAGAGACUCAAGACAAGCAAACUCGCACGGUCGCAAGGGCGGUAGUGGCAGCUUUAGCACAGGUUCCAGGGGAGGCUCAGAAGCAAGGGUGGAAAGGAAGGCGGGAAGGGCCAAACGCUGGGCGCCCCUAUAAGGUCGACUCUGGAGCUGCGGCAUCGGUCCUGAAAUCCCCACUGGGCUCCCUCUCAUCAUCCACUGUGCAGGUCCAGGGAGCUACUGGACGAAAACAGUCUGUACCCCUCACCACUUCUCGGGAAGUCCGGUUAGGGAAGGGCCUAGUCUCCCAUUCUUUUCUAGUAAUGCCUGAUUGCCCUUACCCCUUGCUUGGCCGAGAUCUCCUACACAAGCUGCAGGCUAUCAUUUCCUUUAAGGGACCUAACCCCACUCUCGGGUUUAACCUGCCACAACUUGUUCUCACCUGCCCAUUGUCGGAGGAGUCUCGCCUCCUCCCCCUAACGUUUUCCCCAGACCGCCCCUCGACCACCUCCACCCCUACUUCCCUAACUCUGUUGAACCAUUUCAAAGGCUUGGUUCCUGGAGUCUGGGCUGAGACCAACCCGUUUGGUCUAGCAGGACACCAGCCCCCAGUGGUGGUCCAGCUCUCGUCCACAGCAACCCCUGCGCGUGUCCAACAAUACCCGUUGACUCGAGCUGCCCUUUUGGGCAUCAAGCCUCACAUCGAUCGACUCUUGGCGGCAGGCAUUCUACGACCCUGCCAGAGCUCGUGGAACACCCCCCUACUUCCAGUUCGCAAGCCCGGGUCUGGAGACUUCCGUCCUGUCCAGGAUCUACGAGAAGUCAACGCCCGGGUGGAAACUGUACAUCCUACUGUGCCAAACCCGUACACGUUGCUGUCUUCCCUGGACCCUGCUCGGACUUGGUAUACUGUUUUGGACCUGAAGGAUGCUUUCUUUUCUAUUCCCUUGGCACCAGUAAGCCAACCUAUAUUCGCUUUUACUUGGACAGAUCCUAACACUGGGACAUCCUCUCAGCUCACCUGAACCCGGCUUCCCCAAGGUUUUAAGAAUUCCCCUACACUUUUUGGCUCAGCUCUGGCCUCCGACCUGGCCGCCUUCUGGGUCUCGUAUCCGGAGGUCACUCUCCUCCAGUAUGUUGAUGACCUUUUGUUAGCUACUUCCUCUGAGGCAAUAUGCAAAGAUGCAACUCUCCACCUUCUCCAGCUGCUUGAAGCUUCCGGGUACCGUAUCUCUGGAAAGAAAGCACAACUGUGCUCUCAAUCCGUUGUUUACUUGGGUUUCACCCUUCGUUCUGGUCAAAGGUUACUGUCUCGGGGGCGUGUAGCUGCCAUUUUGGGCAUGCCCGCCCUGAGGGACCGCCGCGGGCUCCGGGAAUUCCUGGGGAUGGCUGGAUACUGUCGCCUCUGGAUCUUGGGGUUUGCCGAGGCUGCCAAACCCCUAUAUGAGGCCCUAACUGGUGAACCCACCCAAUUUGUUUGGGGACCACGGCAGCAGGAAGCAUUCGACAAGCUCCGAAAGGCGCUGUCCAGCACGCCUGCCCUCUCCCUGCCAGACCUGUCCAAGCCCUUCCGCCUCUAUGUGUCUGAGUCUCGAGCUGUGGCCAAAGGGGUUCUGACCCAGCCCCUGGGGCCCUGGAAUCGUCCUGUUGCCUAUCUCUCCAAGCAGCUAGACCCUGUGGCUUCCGGGUGGCCCUCUUGCCUGCGAACUGUGGCGGCCGUUGCCGUCUUGGUUAGGGAAGUCGCAAAGCUCACUUUCGGGCAGCCUCUUGAGAUUUCAGCAUCACAUCAUCUGGAACAGCUUUUACAUUCCCCGCCGACAAGAUGGAUCUCAAAUUCAUGCCUGACUCAUUACCAAUCCUUACUCCUAGAUCCCGCGCGCAUCUCUUUCGCUCCUCCGUUCACACUCAACCCGGCCACCCUGCUCCCUGACUCCCCUCCUUCCUCCCCUAUACAUGACUGCCUGGACACACUGGACUCCAUCCACACGUCCCGCCCUGGACUUACUGAUGUUCCUUUAACAAACCCAGACCUAGUGCUCUUCACGGACGGCAGCAGUUUUGUUCAGGAGGGGAUCCGUAGGGCGGGUGCAGCCGUGGUCACUCCGGUUGAGACCCUCUGGGAGACCGCUCUACCCCCUGGCACAUCUGCUCAACGUGCUGAACUCAUUGCCUUAACUCAAGCCCUUAGACUCUCUGCAGGGAGGCGAGUAAAUAUUUACACAGAUAGCCGCUAUGCCUUUGCCACUGUUCAUGUCCAUGGAUAUGUAUAUCUCCAAUGGGGUCUGUUAACCUCGGCGGGAAGGGAGAUUAGGAACAAGAGUCAGAUCCAGGAACUGCUGGAUGCUGUCUGGCUUCCCAAGGAGGUGGCGGUAAUUCAUGUUCCUGCUCACACCCAUGGAACUGACCCCCAGUCUCUAGGGAACGCAGCAGCGGAUAAGGCUGCCCGAGUGGCUGCCUGCAAACCCUUGAUACCCGCUAUGGUCGUGGAACCUGAGGGGAUGCUGCCUGUCCAACCAUCUUAUCAAUCUAGUGAUACGGAUGGCACCCCUGAAAAGGGGGGAUGGAGAAGACACCCAAAUGGCUUGCUAAUUCUGCCCAAGGCACUGUUGCUACCCCUGUUGAUGACUCUUCAUAGCCUUACCCACUUAGGCGGAACCCGGCUUUACGACCUGGUGAGCCGACACUUCUACAGCCCUGGGAUGAAGCAGGCGGCCAAGGAAGCCGCAAGAAGGUGCCUUGCAUGUGCCAAAGUCAACCCACGAUCACAAUCAAGGAUACCGACUGAUAGACCACGAGGAACAUUUCCUGGCGACCAUUGGGAAGUAGACUUUACUGACAUGGGAACUGGGUUGGGAGGGUACCGUUUUCUCCUUGUAUUCGUGGACACAUUUUCUGGAUGGCCAGAAGCAUUUCCAGUCAAAACUGAAACUGCAACCGUAGUGGCCAAAAAGCUGUUCUUUGAACUUAUUCCUAGAUUUGGCCUGCCGGCCUCGAUAGGCUCUGACAACGGCCCAGUUGUAUCUGCAACAAUUCAAAGCCUAUCAAAGAUGCUGGGAUUGAAAUGGAAAUUGCACUGUGCAUAUAGGCCUCAAAGUUCAGGGCAGGUAGAGAGGAUGAAUAGAACUCUAAAGGAACACAUUGCUAAACUUAAAAUAGAAACUGGCGAUAGCUGGGUCAGUCUCCUUCCCUUCGCCCUCCUCCGGGCCCGGUGUACUCCCAAUUCCUCAACCCUCUCUUUAUCUCCAUACGAGAAUCUCUAUGGAGCCCCUCCUCCUAUUAUUCCAAGAGUAUCUGCAGCUAUUCCAGCCCCAGAUUUCACUAAUCCGACUCUUCUUAAGUCCUUCCAGGCUUUGCGUGAGGUCCAGAACGCUGUGCGCUCGGUCCUGAAAGCUGCGGGGAAAGAACCAGCCCCUGCAACCUCAUCGGACACCCUGUCACCGGGAGACUGGGUCCUCACUCGCAAGCUUCCAGCUGGACCAGCACUGGAACCACGGUGGACGGGCCCGUAUCAAAUUAUCCUCUGCAACCCCUCUGCCGUCAAGGUUGCUGGCCGCAAGGCAUGGAUACAUCGGUCACACAUCAAGAAGGCCCCAGAGCCCAACUCCACCGCCUGGACAGCAGAAGCAGUGUCCUACCUAAAGCUUCGACUCUCCAGAACUUGA